Diceros bicornis minor is the source of this 814-nucleotide messenger RNA. It is a transcript of the gene TMEM278, whose product is annotated as transmembrane protein 88B. Gene Ontology annotation, cellular component: plasma membrane. The record is from RefSeq and is a predicted model, not a curated record. Gene Ontology annotation, biological process: negative regulation of canonical Wnt signaling pathway. Lineage: Eukaryota; Metazoa; Chordata; Mammalia; Perissodactyla; Rhinocerotidae. The transcript is spliced from 2 exons. Gene Ontology annotation, molecular function: PDZ domain binding. The coding region runs from base 51 to 587 and encodes 178 amino acids.
UGCCAUCUGACCACCACUGUGAGCCCACCAGGCCCGCUGCCCAUGAGAGCAUGAGUGAGCAGGAGAGGGAGACAGAGGAAGGUGAGGGAGAGGGUGCUUCAGACACAACACCCAUGCUGCCCCGAAGGCUUCCUGACUGCCAGGCCUCAGCCCUGAUGUCCCCAAGGUGGGCAGGCCUGGCUGCGGGAGGCCUCGGGACCCUGCUGCUGCGAGGCCGGGCGCUGGCCGGGCUCCUGCUCCACCUGCUGCUGCCCACGACCGUGUUCCUGCUGGUGCUGCUCCCAGCAGCCGCCACCGUCUACCUGGGAUUCCUGUGCCACUCGAGGGUCCACCCGGCGCCCCGCCCCGCGUGCCGCGUGCUGCUCUCGGACCGCGGCUCGGCUGCGCUCAUCGUGCUGGGCUUCCUCUCUCUGCCUCCGCUGCUCGUGCUCGCUUCGGCUGCUCGCGCCCGCCUGGCCCGGUGCCUCCGCCCGCUGUUGCCGCCCCCGGCCUGGAGCCCCGGACCCCGCUGCCACUCAGGGUCCGGCGACGGGGGCCGGGCAGGACGCCCCACCGACGAGGAGGAGCAGCUCUGCGCCCGGGUGUGACCCCCAGAGGCCUCUCCAAAGGACCCUGAGACUUCCAGAUCCUGGGAGAUGCCGAACUCCCCCGUAACUCCCCUAAGAUGUCCCCAGGCCGGCGAGCUCGGGGUCUGCCUCCAGCUCCCGGCCAGGGAAUCGCGUGCCUGCCGCGCGGCUCGAUGCGCAGUGCUCCGAGCGGCCGCGGGAUGGCACCGGCCUGCCCCGCACUGGGUCGGGCCUUCCCCGCCCUGGAG